AUGGAACAUGAAGUAAGCAUCCUGUUAUUGGGUGAUGCCGAUGUGGGCAAGACCACCUUUCUCUCCCGCCUAGCUCUGGGGCCCAACAACACCACCUCUGCUCUGCCAGCCUUGCGAGACCUCGACCAACCUUUUGUCUUUGAGCUGCGCGGCCGCGCGCGACCCUACACCCUACAGUUCUACGACACCUCGUCACCCACAUCCUACACAUUACUCCGCCCCAACCUGAUCCUCCUCUGCUUCUCCAUACCCUCCCGUGACUCUUUGAUGUCACUCAAAGGCCCCUGGAAAAACAUCGUAGAAACGCAUUUCAACUACGAUGAGAGUAUUCCUGUUAUAGUGCUUGGGUUGCAGAGAGAUUUGCGCAGAGAAAAUAUAGAGGGUAUGGUGUUUCCGCAGGAAGCGCUGAGGGUUGCGGCUGAGAUGAGGUGUGAUCGGUAUUGCGAGUGUAGUGCUGUGACGGGGGAGUUGUGUGCUGAGGUCUGGGAGGAUGUUGUCAAGACGGCUGUUGCGACGACUUCUGCGCAGGGUGGGAAGUCGGAACCACCGCCUUGCGUGUUGAUGUGA
Aureobasidium namibiae CBS 147.97 is the source of this 567-nucleotide messenger RNA. RefSeq names its product P-loop containing nucleoside triphosphate hydrolase protein. The coding region runs from base 1 to 567 and encodes 188 amino acids. Lineage: Eukaryota; Fungi; Ascomycota; Dothideomycetes; Dothideales; Saccotheciaceae. Gene Ontology annotation, biological process: small GTPase-mediated signal transduction. The record is from RefSeq and is a predicted model, not a curated record. The transcript is spliced from 2 exons. Gene Ontology annotation, molecular function: GTP binding; GTPase activity.